CCGGGCUGCUCCACCAUGGCCGCGGUGCACUGCGACGCCUCGCCGGGCUGGGGCCGCAACGUGACCUUCGCGCUGUCGCCGAGCGCGGAACGCAGCGAACGCAGCGAGGAAUCGCCGGAGCGCUCCCCGAAGACGCGCUCAGAGUGUUGGGAAGCUUUUCUGGUUCAGGCAAAAGCUGCUCAGGCCACCCAGUGCUUUGUCUUUUCUCAUCGCCGAUUGGAUUGUGUGGCGUCCAGUGCGCUCAUCAACUACCUUCAGGAGGAGUGUGAAGCACGUUUUGCAGAUCUCUCCUUCCUGAAGAAAUGGUACAAGGUGGACGCCGAAGCCGCAAUGGCUCUCCAACAAGGUUUGAGGAAGCUGAGAUCUCUUUCGUUAGACGGCAAUGUGGUGGAUACUGAACUUUGGUGCCAAGCACUUCAGGCACAUCCGGGUCUACAGCAUUUGUCGUUGCAGAAGACACAUCUGGACGACAUGGACGCCACACGCUUGGCGGAGGUGCUUCGAAGUCAGUCCUUACUCUUCUCCUUGGAUCUGAGCAGCAACGAAAUCUCGGAUCUGGGUGCCUCUGCGUUGCUGAAGGCCUUGGAGGAGAACUUUGUGCUACUGGAGCUCUGUUUGGAAGGGACCGACACCAGUGAAGAGAUGCGGAACUCGGUGAACCUGCUGCUGGAGAGGAAUCGUUGCAAGUACCACGGUCGCCGCCCCAUCUCCGAAUUGCUGCGAAGCUUGCGGCGCGCGCAGGCUGAAGCGGUGACCUGCCAGGUGCAGAUGUCCCAAGAUGUGGACGAAAUUGCAAGCCAAGUCCCAAGCUGUGCCACCAGUCGUAGGACGAGCCCUAGGCCCUCGCGGCCAGGCACUGCCACGAGCCGCGGCGCUUUGACCGCGGCGGGCGACCUCUCGCGGGGCGAGGGGAUCUUCGACGAUCCGGAGUUGGAGGAGGAAGAAGAAGAACUGGAAGAGCCUACAGAUGAGCAAGAGAUGGCUGAUGCAGUGUGGUUCGAUGCGGACGACGGCCGGCGGCUGCUGGCAGAGCUCAAUCUGCGCUGCGAGGCGGGCUGGCGCUACAGCGCCGCAGAUCAGGAGGAGAUGGUGGCAUUUCGAGACAUGAUCAAGGAACUUCAAGCCUUGCGCUGGCGCGAGCGCCUGCGCCACGAGGCCGCCUUGAAGCGCCUGGCGGAGGCACAGCGGCGCUUCAACAUGCAGACAUCUCCGUUUGAGACGAGCAUGUUUGAGAUUCAACAGCAGAUUGAAGCUGUAAGUCUGGAGGUCAAAACCUCUCACGAGCAGAGGAUGACCAAGCAGGCGGAGCUUGAAACAGUUCAAAGGGAGUGUGAGGUGGAGCAGGAGGAGCUACUGCAGACCCAACUGGGCUUUCAGAGGGUGAACAACAGCCUACGCCUGAGGCAUCAAGAGAUUGGAGAAGCUUUGCAGGCCCUGCGUCGGGAGCAGAACCUUCAUGAGGGCAGCAUUGAGGCUCUUCUGGCUGACAAUGAGAGGUGCAGACGAUGCCUCCAUGCUGUCCGUUUCGAAACAGAGACGGAGCGCUUUGUGCCCCAUACGACGUUGGAGCGGCUGAAGCAAGAUCCAAUGGUCAAUAUCAAGUAGAGUUGGAGUGCAAAGGCCUCCGAUGACAGGCAAACAUGGCAUCAUCCAGAAAUGUCAUUGGAUGCUCGCG
Cladocopium goreaui is the source of this 1675-nucleotide messenger RNA. NCBI's taxonomy places the organism in Eukaryota, Dinophyceae, Suessiales, Symbiodiniaceae. The record is from the annotation of a GenBank genome assembly.